Molecule: messenger RNA, 1350 nt
Organism: Mizuhopecten yessoensis (Yesso scallop)
Lineage: Eukaryota; Metazoa; Mollusca; Bivalvia; Pectinida; Pectinidae
Product: cell wall protein DAN4-like
Exons: 2
Coding region: 1-1350 (449 amino acids)
Source: RefSeq, a predicted model, not a curated record
AUGACCCCAACACAGACUGUACCAGUCCUACGACACGACCCCAACACAGACUAUACUAGUCCUACGACAUGCCACCAACACAGACUGUACCAGUCCUACGACAUGGCACCAACACAGACUGUACCAGUCCUACGACAUGCCACCAACACAGACUGUACCAGUCCUACGACAUGCCACCAACACAGACUAUACCAGUCCGACGACACGACACCAACACAGACUGUACCAGUCCUACGACACGACACUACCACAAACUGUACCAGUCCUACUACAUUACACCAACACAGCACCAACACAGACUAUACCAGUCCGACGACACAGACUGUACCAGUCCUACUACAUGACACCAACACAGACUAUACCAGUCCUACGACAUGCCACCAACACAGACUGUACCAGUCCUACGACACAACACCAACACCGACUGAACCAGUCCUACGACACGACACCAACACAGACUAUACCAGUCCUACGACACGACACUACCACAAACUGUACCAGUCCUACUACAUUACACCAACACAAACUGUACCAGUCCUACGACAUGACACCAACACAGACUAUACCAGUCCUACGACACGACACCAACAAAGACAGAACAAGUCUUACGACACGACCCCAACAAAGACUGUACCAGUCUUACGACACGACAUCAACACAGACUAUACCAGUACACAGACUGUACCAGUCCUACGACGCGCCACCAACACAGACUGUACCAGUCCUACGACGCGACGCCAACACAGACUGUACCAGUCCUACCACAUGACACCAACACAGACUGUAUCAGUCCUACGACACGACACCAACAAAGACUGUACCAGUCUUACGACACGACAACAAGACAGAUCACUGUACAAGUAUUACGACACAACACCAACACCGACUGAACCAGUCCUACGACACGACACCAUCAAAGACAGAAAAAGUCUUACGACACGACACCAACAAAGACAGAACAAGUCUUACGACCCGACCCCAACAAAGACUGUACCAGUCUUACGACACGACAUCAACCCAGACUAUACCAGUCGUACGACACGACACCAACACAGACCGAACCAGUACUACGACACGACACCAACCCAGACUGUACCAGUCCUACUACACAACACCAACACCGACUGUACUAGUCCUACGACACGACACCAACAGAGACUAUACCAGUCCUCCGAGACGACACUACCACAAACUGUACCAGUCCUACGACGCGACGCCAACACAGACUGUACCAGUCCUACGACGCAACACCAACACAGACUUUACCAGUCCUACGCCAUGACACCAACCCAGACUGUACAAGUAUUACGACUCGACACCAACCCAGACUGCACCAGUCCUACAACAUGA